Nestor notabilis (Kea) is the source of this 862-nucleotide messenger RNA. RefSeq names its product galactosylgalactosylxylosylprotein 3-beta-glucuronosyltransferase 1. The record is from RefSeq and is a predicted model, not a curated record. The annotation marks the transcript as partial. The transcript is spliced from 5 exons. Lineage: Eukaryota; Metazoa; Chordata; Aves; Psittaciformes; Psittacidae. Gene Ontology annotation, cellular component: Golgi membrane. Gene Ontology annotation, biological process: chondroitin sulfate proteoglycan biosynthetic process; carbohydrate metabolic process. Gene Ontology annotation, molecular function: galactosylgalactosylxylosylprotein 3-beta-glucuronosyltransferase activity.
CCCAGCCACGAUGGAGAGAGGAGGAGGCUCAGGCUGUGGGAAUAAGGUUCCCUUCCACAUGAAUCCCUGAGGAUCCUGCUGGCAGCCCCAGCAGCGUGCUGCAGCGGUGCCCUCCUGCUCCCCGUGGCAGCAGCCGAGGCCCCUCCAAACCUGCUUCUGCAAUGGGUGGGUUGUAAGCACUGGUAAUGAGGAGCUGUGGGUCCAGUCAGUCUUGGAGAUGCCGAAGAGACGAGACAUCCUGGCUAUCGUGCUGAUAGUUCUGCCCUGGACGCUACUAAUCACCGUCUGGCACCAGAGCACCAUUGCUCCACUGCUUGCAGUGCACAAGGAUGAUGGUGGUGACUCCCAGCGUGAUCUCGCUGCAGGCUUGGACUCCAAGGAAUACUGCCUGUCGGAGCGGGACAUAGUGGAGGUGGUGAGGACAGAGUACGUUUAUACCCGCCCGCCCCCAUGGUCAGACACCCUUCCCACCAUCCACGUCAUCACCCCCACCUACAGCCGGCCAGUGCAGAAGGCAGAGCUGACCCGCCUGGCCAACACCCUCCUGCACGUCCCCAACCUGCACUGGAUCCUGGUGGAGGAUUCCCAGCGCCGCACGCCCCUCAUCACCCGCCUGCUGCGGGACACGGGGCUCAACUACACCCACCUCAACGUGGAGACCCCGCGCAACUACAAGCUGCGGGGGGACAUGCGGGACCCCCGCAUCCCCCGCGGGACCAUGCAGAGGAACCUUGCCCUCAGGUGGCUGAGGGAGACCUUCCACAAGAACAGCAGCCAGCCUGGCAUUGUCUACUUCGCCGACGACGACAACACCUACAGCCUGGAGCUCUUUGAGGAGAUGCGCAGCACCAGGAAGGUGUCG